Messenger RNA from Protopolystoma xenopodis, 966 nucleotides. The record is from the annotation of a GenBank genome assembly. NCBI's taxonomy places the organism in Eukaryota, Metazoa, Platyhelminthes, Monogenea, Polystomatidea, Polystomatidae.
AUGCGAAAUGUCACGUCUGAAAAUAUUUGUUAUACGCCCCCAUGUAUUCCUUUGGAGACUCGGUUGACAAAUGUUAAUCGGAUACGCAUUCUCUGCAGCCUACUUUCCUGCAUUUCUAGAAACUUGUCUUGUCUCUCAAGUAGAGCGCGAGUCUCUCUUUGUCGAUUGGCUGUUCUUUUGGGGCCUUCUGGACUAAGAGCUCUAGCUGAUUGUCCUUUGCAUGGCCGUUCUAGCAUCACUCAUAUUGAAACUAUGGAAUCACCUCUUACAUCAUUAGCUGGUUCGACGUUUGGUGUUGCUGAAGUAGAACCAAUUAGCCAAGUGUCUCGUGAAUUCAGGGCUCAACUCCCUGUUCCAUCAACUCCUGCGAAUAGCUCCACUUUCAACCUAGUUACUACCUCUUCAGAUGCUGUCAACGCUACCUCCAUCGCUUCAUUAAAGGCUACUGACUUUCAAAAUAAGCAUCCGGCUGAAAUAUGUCACUUGCAGUCUGAAAAUGAAAGUGUUCAAUUUUCUUUCGCUCCCACCUUUGAUCAUCUCCCUCUAAAAUGCACAUGCCUUAUUAGUGAUUCGAGAAAUAUGCUUACGCCCACUUUAUCGCAAUUCUCUAGUAUGGCAACUUCAUUUCAUCAAAAUUUUCAGCGGUCCAGCUGGAUGAAUCAAAGUCAACGAAGAAUCAACAUUUCCAGGCAUAGUGAUAUAGAGGCGAGUAUCACUAAUCCUCAAAAUGAAAAGGAAGUUCGGAACGAAGAACUGCAGCAACUAAAUUCGCUGACUCAUAGUAAUUAUUGCGAAUAUGUGGAAAAACAGAAGACGAAAGGGAUAAAUCCUGGUGGCACAAAGGCGGAACUAGAACAUCCAGCCACAGAAUCCACUUACUCAUCUUUUUUAUUUUCUUCUUCUUCCUCUGACUCCUCAUCUUCAUCCACGGAUUCCUCACAGUCUAGUGAUUCGGUCGCAAACGAU